AUGUUUAAUUUAAGCAAGAUGUAAUUUGGAAAGGAUUAUGAAGGCUAAUUGAGUGUUAGUAUUUUCUUUUAUCGAGUCUAAAAUUAUUAUUAUUUGAAUAUUGGUAUAUUAGAUAGUUUUCUUAGAUUUUGAAAAGAGAGAGAGUGGAAAAGCAGUUGAAAAUAAAGAGGAUGUGUAGAAAGGUAAGAAAGAUAGUUAUUUUAUAAAGAUAUUGAAAUAUAUAACAUAUAUGGAGAAUAAGAUACAAUAAAAAAUUAUUAAAAUAGGGUAUACAUUUAGAAUUAAUAUUUGAUGUAAUGA
Paramecium sonneborni is the source of this 300-nucleotide messenger RNA. The record is from the annotation of a GenBank genome assembly. Lineage: Eukaryota; Ciliophora; Oligohymenophorea; Peniculida; Parameciidae.